Molecule: messenger RNA, 2270 nt
Organism: Cucurbita moschata (crookneck pumpkin)
Lineage: Eukaryota; Viridiplantae; Streptophyta; Magnoliopsida; Cucurbitales; Cucurbitaceae
Product: O-fucosyltransferase 23-like
Exons: 1
Coding region: 783-2099 (438 amino acids)
Biological process (GO): pollen-pistil interaction
Source: RefSeq, a predicted model, not a curated record
UCUGUACUUCCUGCUCUGUAACUCUCUUUCCUGAUUAGAUUGUUUCGUUUCGAACCCUUUAUUCCUUCCCUCUGCCGCCAUCUCCUUCCCUGACGCAGGCCCCAUUUUCUCAUAACCCUUUUCCCCUUUUCCUCCUCCAUCAACGCCCAUGAUUUCUUUCGCUUCCUUUCGCUUUUGAAUCAAGCAACUCAUGUGGGUUCCUCUGGAUUUCGCUUUUUUUUUUUCUUCUUGCAUUUCAUGUGAAUCCCAUUUCCCUUUCCUUUCCACCCUUCGUCUCUCUGUUGUGUUUUCCUCUGUUCUUUCGUUGUUCUUCAUUUUCUCGUCUGUGAUUCUCGUUUUUAGAUUUUGGGUUUUGGGUUCUUGAAUGGUAGCAUCUAUUUUGCAUUCGUUUCUCUGUUUGAUUUGAUUUUUGAGCUCUCAAUCUGUUGAACCACUCGGAUUUCUUCAUCCCCUUUGAAUCGUUUAAUCGUUUUAGCAUCUCGAUUGAUCCUCGUUUCUUACUUUUGUCAAAGCGUUUUGAUGAUUUGUUCUUGUAGGUGUCUUCUAGGUGCUUGGUUUUAGAUUAAGGAUUCUUCUGAUUCAAGAUUUUGCCCUGUUUGAUUACUCUUUUUUGGGUUUUUUUGAUCACAUAUUUCAUGAUUCGAAAUGGGUUUCUCUCGAUUUCUUGAAUUGAUUUGAGGGUUGUUAUGAUUUCUCCAGCAUUGAUUUGAUUGUGCUGGAAUAGCCAAAGGAUAUGGUCUCUGUUUGAUUUCUUGCAGGGUACUUAUGAAUUGAAAUUCUAAAUGGAUGUUCAAUCGAAUGGUAAACGCUCUGUACUUUGCCUUCGUUAUCUAAAUUCCAGGAUCUGUAAAUGCAUUGCUAUACUACUUGUUCUUCUGAUUGUUAGAGCUAUUGUCUUUCCGUUCUCGAGUUUCGAUCGGAUCGAAGAGAAUGGCUUAGUAGUCAUCCGAAAUCGAUCUCCAUUUCGCUUAGAUAAGUUUUUGGAGGUUCCUCAGAUUGUUUGGGGUUUAAACAAUCAAAAGAUAGCAUUUGCAAGAGCUUGUUUGACUGCAAGAAUGUUGAACCGCACUCUUUUGAUGCCUAGUCUUAGUGCCUCCCUGUUUUAUAAAGAAGUUGAGCGUUUGGAGCCGAUUUCCUUCGAUAAGAUCUUUCGAUAUGAAGAGUUUAAUUCUCGUUGUAACGGAUUUGUUCGAUUGGGACGCUAUAUGGAUGUAAGUAAUCGAACAAAAGCGAUCGAGAUACCGAAAGGAAGCGGAAGGAAGUGGACAGUCGAGAGGGAUUUCGAGCAAUUGAAGGAGUAUAGCAAGGAGCCAUUUGAUCAGGCAGAGGUGGUUAGAAUAGAGGGUAAGAAUCCAUUUUUGUGGCAUGAUCACUGGCCCGUAAAGGACUACGCCAAGGUUUUCGAGUGCUUGGUUUUGGUCGACGAGAUCGAGAAAGAAGCUGAUAAAGUGAUCUCCAGGAUUAGAGAAGUAGGAUCCAAAGUAAGAAGCAAACUCGACUCGAGUGCUACCGGUGCUAAAGCUCGGAUGUUGUUGCAACCGGUACCAUAUGUUGCAGUCCACAUGAGAAUCGAGAUCGACUGGAUGAUUCACUGUAAGAAGUUAGAGAAGAGAUCUAAGAUGAACCAAAUUUGUAGUAGCAAGGAGGAGAUAGUGAAUAGAGUAGGCAACAUUAUCGGAAUGAAAACGCCAACGGUGGUUUAUCUCGCGGUUGCAGAUAGUUUACUUAACGAUUCUUCGAUUUCAAAAGGUUGGAAAGACGGGUUUGUACCUAUAGAAAAGAGGAAAUUGGGGAUUGAUGAAAUCUACAAGAAGUAUCCAUACCUCGUUCAGUCAGCAAUCGACUACGAAGUUUGCUUGAGAGCUGAUGUGUUCGUAGGAAACAGUUUCUCUACGUUUUCGAGUCUCGUGGUGCUUGAAAGAACGCAAAAGCUUACGAAAACGGGGGUUUCGAAUCUAUGUGGUACUAAUGUAAGAUGGCGUUCGUAUGCGUAUAACAUAUUAGGAGAUUCAAAUGGGGCUCGGAGAUGGAUAGCUGAUAUGUCUGAUUUGAGCCUCGAGAAAAUUAGCUAUGGCUCGAACGAUACCUCUUGUCGAUGAUCGGUUAUUUGAUGGCUCGAGAUUGAAGUUGUUGACUUUGUUUCGAGUUCUUGUACCAUUUGUACAUGAAAAGGAAAAACAGAGGAUGGUUAAAGAGGGAGAAUUAGGGGAAUUUGAUUGUUUUAUUAGAAAUAAUAGAUUGAUUUAUUGUUUUUAUGAGUCGUUAAUUUA